Olea europaea var. sylvestris is the source of this 1118-nucleotide messenger RNA. Its product is annotated as trihelix transcription factor GT-3b-like. The record is from RefSeq and is a predicted model, not a curated record. Bases 191 to 1009 code for a protein of 272 amino acids. Lineage: Eukaryota; Viridiplantae; Streptophyta; Magnoliopsida; Lamiales; Oleaceae. The transcript has 2 exons.
AACGCUCUCUUUUGACACCUAAGCUGUGAAAUCAUUCUAUUUCAUUGACGACCUGAUAAUUCACACUAAAAUAUAUAAAAUCUUGUCAAGUUUCUCACUCAACCUUUCUUUUUCUUUUCUCAUUCGAUCGAUCUUCCUAUCUUUCUAUCCACCUUCGUCAAUUCAGAGAAUCGAUAUUUAUAAAUUUCUCAUGGAGGGCCAGCACCACCCUUACACAAGUGUAAAUAUAGAUACAGGCGGCGGAGGUGGGGGUGGAGCCGAUAGGUUUCCUCAAUGGAGUAUUCAAGAAACCAGGGAUUUCUUGAUGAUUCGAGCCGACCUCGAUCCGACGUUCAUGGAGACCAAACGUAAUAAGCUUCUAUGGGAAGUCAUCUCCACCAGAAUGAGAGAAAAGGGUUAUAAUCGAAGCGCUGAGCAGUGCAAGUGCAAGUGGAAAAAUCUCGUCACCCGAUUCAAGGGAUGUGAAACGAUGGAGGCAGAAAGUAUGCGUCAACAGUUUCCGUUUUACAAUGAACUCCAAGCAAUAUUUGGCGCAAGAAUGCAAAGAAUGCUGUGGAUUGAGGCUGAAGGCGGUGGAGCAAGCAGUUCGAAGAAAAAAGCCGCAGCCACUGCGCAGCUAUCUUCAGAUGAGGAUGAAGAUAACGAAGAAAGCGAUGGAGAUCAGAAGGGUGGCAUCAAGAAGAAAAGGAAGAUUAAAAACAAUACAAAUCCCAGUAAUUCGAGCAAUUUGAUAACGAGUAUACGGGAGAUUAUGGAUGAAUUCAUGAAGCAACAGAUGCAAAUGGAGAUGCAGUGGCUGAAAGCAUUUGAAGCAAGAGAAGAAGAGAGAAGAAUAAAAGAAAUGGAAUGGAGACGAACAAUGGAGGCUUUAGAAAAUGAGAGGAUAAUGAUGGAGAGAAGAUGGAGAGAAAGGGAAGAACAGAGGAGACUUAGAGAAGAAGCAAGAGCAGAAAAAAGGGAUGCCCUUAUUACAGCUUUAUUAAAUAAGCUUAGAAGAGAAGACAUGUAGCAUUCUGCUGCUCAUAUUUCUAUGUUUUUACUAGCUUGAGAGGUUUGUCUUCAAACUCUUAUUUUAGAUUAAUUUAAUGCUUUAUUUUUGCUGUGAGAUGGAUUGCUUA